GUGGCUGACUCGGCGCACAAAAAUUUGCCCCUCCGAACAGUCAUAAUUACCAGAAAUCAGCGUGUGCCCCGCCAUUUGCCUAAUAUUUCCCUCUUCCCUACACAUCCUCCCCCUCCACCACACCAGACAAGGCCACAGCAGCAGACAUCAUGGCGUCGCAAGUCCCCACCCAGGCGAACAUCCAGUCGACGCACCCCUUCACCUGCAACACGUGCCAGGUCGCCUUCCGCUCCAGCGACCUGCAGCGCACCCACAUGCAAACGGACUGGCAUCGCUACAACCUCAAGCGUCGCGUUGCCGAGCUCCCGCCACUGUCGUCGGAGAUCUUCACCGAAAAGGUCCUUGCAAACAAGGCCUCGGCAGCUGCGACCGCCGCCAAAGCCUCCUUUGAGAAGCUGUGCUCCCCGUGCCAGAAGACGUACUUUAGCGAGAAUGCCUACAACAACCACAUCAACAGCCAGAAGCACCGGACAAAUCUCAUGAGGGCGGGCAGGGGCGCGCAACUGGACGAUGCUGCCUCAGUCUCGGGCUCUGUCAUGAGCUCUGCCAUGUCGCUGGGCGAGUCGAUGGCUGAGUCUGAAGCUACAGUCAACGGCGGCGCUGAAAAGGAUGUCGCUGAUGUGACAGACGGCAUCAAGGACGCAAAGCUGGAGGGCGCAGACGAGUCCGCUGCCGACGACGACAAGAGCUCUGUGGCCGCAUCAAGCAAGCCUCCCGCUGAGCCAUUAUUGGAUUGCCUGUUCUGCAACUACAAAUCACCAAACUUCAAACUUAACAUCGAUCACAUGGGCCGUUUCCACGGCAUGUUCGUUCCCGAGAAGGAGUUUUUGGUUGAGCCUGAGAAGCUUAUUUCCUACCUCCACGACAAGGUGCACCAGCAACAUGAGUGCUUGAGGUGCCACAAGGUUCUACACACAGCGUCAGGCAUCCAGACGCACAUGCGCGACAGGGGCCACUGCAUGAUCGGCUUUGAGUCGGACGAGGAGCUUGUUGAAGUUGGCGAAUUCUAUGACUUCCGCGCCUCUUACCCUGACGCUGACCGGUUUGACGAGAUCGAGCAAGACGCCGAAGACUCGGACGAUUCUUCCUCGACAAAGGAAGGUGGUGUUAAACUCGGUGCUAAACGCGCUACCGUCACCACCACCGAGGACGAUGCAGCCAUGUCCAGCAACGAGGACGUUGAAGACGCAGGCUGGGAAACCGACAGCACAGUGUCCAGCGUUCCAACAGACGAGAUCGGCGCUGUCCCCAUCGACCGCACCCACCGCCACAAGUCGCUCAACAAGUCGCGCCACCACUCCCACGCAGAUCCCCGCCCACACAAGGCCGCAGAUGGCUUCCACUCACACGCACACGCUACGCCUGUGGCUGUCUACCAUGACGACUACGAGCUUCACCUCCCAUCCGGCCGCACAGCCGGCCACAGGUCGCUGAACAAAUACUACAGGCAAAACCUGCGCAACUACCCCGGCGUUGCCGAGCGCAUGGAGAACGCACAACGCCGUCUGACUGGGCCCGCCUCGGACGAAGACGGCGACACCAACAUGGACGGAGAAGACGGCGACCAACGCCAGGGCCGCGGUCGUGGCGGUCGCGAAGUAGCCACGCGCGCCAACGGCGGCACGGGAAUGAUUGGCGUCAGCGACGCGAAGAAGGCCGAGAUCCAGGCCGUAGAGAAGAAGGAACAGAGAAAGGCCCAACGCCACCAGAACAACUACCAGGCCGGAAACGAAAAGCGCGGCAACUUCCAGAAGCACUUCCGCGACCAUCUUCUGCAGUAGUUGGUUGGCGUGUUGGAGGAGUCUUGCGGAGUUGCGGUGGGGUAUGUGUGGGUCUGGCAAAGACGAUGGGAUAUGCGUUAUGAAUGAUACGUGAGGGGGGCAUGGGCGGCGUUGGACUUUUUACAUAUAGAUGAGGGAUUAAGACUGCAGGUUGCUCUCAAAACCCAGCAAUGGCAAAUCAAUAAACUCGUUC
Molecule: messenger RNA, 1974 nt
Organism: Dothidotthia symphoricarpi CBS 119687
Lineage: Eukaryota; Fungi; Ascomycota; Dothideomycetes; Pleosporales; Dothidotthiaceae
Exons: 1
Coding region: 150-1781 (543 amino acids)
Biological process (GO): ribosomal large subunit biogenesis
Cellular component (GO): preribosome, large subunit precursor
Molecular function (GO): nucleic acid binding; zinc ion binding
Source: RefSeq, a predicted model, not a curated record